Schistocerca serialis cubense is the source of this 1308-nucleotide messenger RNA. RefSeq lists its product as uncharacterized. Gene Ontology annotation, molecular function: DNA binding. Gene Ontology annotation, cellular component: cohesin complex; nucleus. The record is from RefSeq and is a predicted model, not a curated record. Gene Ontology annotation, biological process: sister chromatid cohesion. Lineage: Eukaryota; Metazoa; Arthropoda; Insecta; Orthoptera; Acrididae. The transcript has 8 exons. The coding region runs from base 1 to 1308 and encodes 435 amino acids.
AUGACUGCGAAAUUGAAGAGAGUGGAAAUUGAGAACUUCAAGUCGUUUAGAGGCUUAAAUAGAAUUGGUCCUUUGAAACAGUUUUCAGUUGUGACUGGUCCAAAUGGCUCAGGUAAAUCAAAUUUUAUGGAUGCUGUCAGUUUUGGCGCUUGUGUGAAAACAAGCCGUUUACGUGCUCACCAGGUGUCUCAUUUGGCACACAGUACCAGCACCCUCGAUUCUAGAAGCACCGCAGUGACAAUUGUACUGGAAUUAAGUGAUGCAGUGGAGAUAUAUUUAACAAGAAGACUCACAGGAAAUGUAUCUAAAUAUAUGAUAGACCAGCAGGAUGUAACAAAAGAAGAAUAUCUGUCUCAGUUGAAAGAUCUUGGAAUAAGUGAAUAUUUUUUCAUAUUCCAAGGUGCAAGUCAAGAUUUUGCCACAAAAAAGCCAAAAGAACAUACAUCUUUAUUGGAAGCGAUUAGUGGGUCUGUGUCAUUCAAGGAGGAAUAUGACAACUUGAAUAAUCAGUUACAAGACACUUUGGAAACAUUAAGCUCCCUGCGAGCCCAGAAGAAAAUUGUUGAUUCAGAACUUAAAAAUUUGAAGAGUAAAUUAGAUGAUGCUGCAGAGCUUGAAGAGAUCCAGCUUGCAUUGAAGGAGAAAAAACUGAAAUUAAUGUUACUUAAGUUGUAUUAUAACUGCAAGAAUAAAAACAUACUUAUAAGCCAACAAGAUCUUAAAGUUCAGCAGCUUAGCAGAUUGGAACAAGAAGGUAAAAAUGACGUUGAAGAAUUAAGAAAAUUGAGGUGUGAACAUCAGACCCUGUCAGAAAAUUUGAUAGAGCUGCGGAACGAGGAACAAUUGAAGGAAAAUGAAUAUAAAGAUUUACAUUCUAAGAUUGACAAAGUAAGAAUGAAUUUGGAAGUGUUGAAAGAUAAAAUCAGUGACAACAGAAAACAACUGAAAAGAGCAAGAAAUGUAGAUGAGAAAUGUCAGUAUCAAGUUAGUGCUUUACAAGAUGCUAUUAAUGAAUUAAUGAGAGAGUUACAAGAACUAGAAGAGCGGACACCAUCUGAAGCUGAUCUUCAUCACCUGACAGAUGAAAAGGUACAAGAAUAUUGCAGGCUUAAGUCUUUAGUGGAAGUGCAAGCUGCAGAAUACUUUUCAAAGUUGAGAAGCUUGGAGGAUGAACAAGCGAGAGAUCAAAAGAUAACUGAUGAUGAAGUCAGCAAUUCUUACCGUGAAAAAAAGAAACUUCAAGAAUGUGUGUUACGAAGCAAACAGUUAGAGGAUAGACAUCAACAAUUCAGUGAACAUUUAUGGUAA